AUGGGAAAACAUACACCGACCGACCAACUAACACAAUUCUGUACGACCGCUAUCAGUACCACCAAAAAAUUUCUGGCAGCACACCCAGACAUACGCGUGAUGCCGGCCGAUAAAGGCAAUAGAACCGUCAUCAUGAAAUCCGACACGUACCAGCUGAAGAUGAAUGAAGUACUGCAAGAUGCUAACACAUACAAAGAAAUAGCUCGAGAUCCAACAGCAAAAUACCAAUCCCGUAACAAUAACAUUGCGCAGCGGCUGCUCGACUUAAAGCUCAUAGACAACCAGACGUUCCGCUCACUGAAAACCAAUACCGCUACUUGCCCUAGAAUUUACGGGCAACCGAAAGUGCACAAAAUGAAUAUACCGCUUCGUCCAGUUGUACCCAACAUCACUGCACCGUCAUACAUGCUGUCCAAAUACAUCUCUCGGAUUCUACAAUCAUCAAUGAAAAGUGAAUACAGUAUACCAGACUCUUUCGCCUCUUGUGAAUAUAUAAAUUCCGUAACAUUACCACCGGAAUAUGUAAUGAUAUCCCUCGAUGUGAUUGCAUUGUUCCCAAGCAUUCCGCAAGAACUAAUUACCAAAGGAAUCAUCGACAACUGGCAACAAAUUAAAACAAAAACCAACAUAUGUUUAGAUCUGUUUCUGGAAAUAGUAGAGUUUUGCGUAAACUCAAGCUAUUUUCAAUACAACAACAAAUUUUACCAGCAAAUAAAUGGAACAGCUAUGGGAAGUCCUCUUUCGCCUAUUCUGGCUGAAAUAGUGAUGGACACACUGAUAAAAGCAACGCUUGAAACAACGGCAACGACAGUUCCAGUCAUCAAAAAAUAUGUAGACGACCUCUUCCUUGCAGUCCACCAACAUCAAAUCCAGGAGAUAAUCGAUGAUUUCAACAAAUACCACCCCAGCCUACAAUUCACGUGCGAAGAGGAGAAAGACAACACCCUACCAUACUUGGACAUGCUGCUGAUUCGACAGGAAAACCAGACUAUCAGUUCCCGAUGGUAUGCCAAACCAACCGCCUCUGGCUUUCUACCGACUACACAACAGAACAAAAAUAUUCCAUAG
Sabethes cyaneus is the source of this 1068-nucleotide messenger RNA. RefSeq lists its product as uncharacterized. NCBI's taxonomy places the organism in Eukaryota, Metazoa, Arthropoda, Insecta, Diptera, Culicidae. The record is from RefSeq and is a predicted model, not a curated record. The transcript has 2 exons. The coding region runs from base 1 to 1068 and encodes 355 amino acids.